This is a messenger RNA of Haliotis rufescens (red abalone), 1548 nucleotides long. RefSeq lists its product as uncharacterized. The record is from RefSeq and is a predicted model, not a curated record. The coding region runs from base 203 to 757 and encodes 184 amino acids. The transcript has 4 exons. NCBI's taxonomy places the organism in Eukaryota, Metazoa, Mollusca, Gastropoda, Lepetellida, Haliotidae.
UUUCACCUCACCUCACCUGAUAAGGUAGUCCAGCUCACUGUGUCAACACAAUGUUUCGACCGGACAAAUGUGAGCCCAUUCCAGGCGGACCUGUCGCAAUAGCUUGACCUACAUAGGAUGUGAGCAGUCGGAUAAUACCUGUCGGUGGAGAAUACCCCGGUUGUAUGUUUGCAGCCAUUACAUUUCGUGGAUCGAUACGGCUAUGAAAUCAUCGCUGAUUGUUUUCACAUUUCUCACUUUAAAAACUAUUUCCUAUACGACAGCGUAUUGCAAAGAUGAGGCUGGUCUACCCCUGUCAUGUCCUCGUGGUUGCUGUGGCUCACUCAGAUACAGACAGUUUUGUUGCGACUCCUCAAGUAAAUCCGUUGGUUUGCCAACUGGAGUAAUUGUUGCAAUCGUCUUUGCUGUCAUCCUCCCCCUUAUCCUUGUGUUUGGAAUCGCUUGCUGCUGUGUCUACUGUCGCGGGGCAUCAUCCAAGCAACAUCGUCACGUGAUACACACAAGUCAUCUUGCUGUGAUAAACACAGGUUAUUCAACAGAAACAGAUGACUUUGGAAACCCAAUUAGGCCGCCUUUAAGAGCAAGACAAUUCCGUCCCCCUUCUACAAAUUCUACAGCGCGUUCUCCACACGUUGACUACUCAACGACUUCAACAUCUGCGGUCCAGCCUCUGAAAGUCCCGCCGCCACACUACAAUGAGGGCAUAACAACGAAUACCACAGUACAUGAAGCAGGGCCAAUGAUAACAACUGUGUAAUUACUGGAAGAAACACGCUCGUUCAAACUUUCCUUCACUCGAUUGACCACCAUUGACUCCCCAAAAGAUUUGACUUCCCUUGCAAAGAUAUUUGCUAUGUGGGAUUUGCUCAGGACUGUGUUGUUGUGGACAGUCAAUAUUUUUACUUUGAAAAGAUUUUAUUUGGUUUAUAUUUUUAGGCAUGCAUGAUGUAUACUUACCCUUCCUUUCGUAUUUUAAGGGUGUUGUUGAUUGGACGAAACAAGAAAAUCAGGGUAUUGACAUCCUCUCAGGAAGAAUCAGGCAAUAGAUCCCACCACCUCGCUCAAUCGCUUACAUUUACCAGUUAUAAUGGGACGGCGUGGCUUGAUUAACGUCGAGGCUCUUCAUGAUAGAAUAGCCUUGUGCACUUUUGCAAACAUUUAUUUUUCUGGUAAUCCUCUUGUGAAGCAUGCCAAGACUCAUGAUGAAAACAAGGCAUUCAACAGUUUUCAUAAACGAGACAAGGAUGUGGGACAUAAUCUGAAUGUCAAUGUUGAUUUUGUUAAUGGUUGACGGAAAUGAGUGUCACCCCAGGGAACUGCCAUAUCAAAUCCGCCCAGACUCAGAAACGUGAAACCGAAGGGUUUCUGUUUGCUGCUCAAGACCAGUCACUUCCCACUUCCCACUUCCCACUUCCCACAAUGUGUGAAUUUGCAUCAAAAUGGAAAUAUGAAAUGUAGAUUAUGCAAUGAAUUUAAUGAGACUGCCCAACACAUUGUCAGUGGAUGCCCAGCUUUGGCACAAACACAGUAUCUUAAGCGACAUGAUGG